GUCACAGAGAGGAACAGUGUCUACUGCAACGUCAGCUGGAAGUAAACAGAGGGGCGGCCCUGGCAACUUGUUCCUGUUUCGUGCUUCCCUCCACACCUCUCGCUCACUUGGCCUCACACCUGCGUUGAUUAAAGGAGUGGAAGAUGUGAAGGUCGAGUGGAGCCGCGCCUCGCUGUCACCCGCCUCCACUAUUACGAGCAACAAAAUGGCCGAUGGAGGAUUUGAUCCGUGUGAGUGUGUGUGGAGCCACGAGAUGGCCAUGAGGCGACUCCUAUCUCUGCUGCGGCAAUCCCAGAGUUACUGCACAGAUAAUGAGUGCUUCUCAGAGUUGCCAGGGCCAAGUUCUUCCAUCACAACAGGUGGUAUGGAGAACACCACACUGCUGGCUGUUAUGUGGACCUUCUUGGCUUUUGUUCUGUUCCUCAUGAGACCCAGCUCCCUGCGCUCUGACCCCAAUGCCAAGCCUGCAAACAGUAACCAGGACGAUGGUGCUCCCCCCUCCCCUCCGACAGCCAACUAACACCUGCGCUCACUUGGCUCCGGAUUCACCCUCAACCCUAAGUGACCUUCGUUCCACAUGUGUCUCUUACACUUUCCAGAUACAUUGACACCUGACUAUCACAAGAAUACAACACAUUUUUGUUACUCCUAAAUUACCAUACUUCUGUCUCUCCCAAGGUUCCCUAAGUAUAUGGAACACAAAACAACUAAGAAAAAACUAUUCCUGCAAUGUCAUGUCAUGUGACUCAGGAUCCACUGUGACCGUGGCAAUUUCUAACACUGGCAAGGUUGUGAUGUUGCAGGUUCUCUCAUCCACACGUGUACAAUGUUAAGAAUGCUUCAAAUGCCCUUAAUUCCAAAGCUUUACUAAGAUUUCAGAAAGAUUCAACAGAUUUGGUGACAGAUCAAAAGAACUGUCCCAAGUACUUAUGUCUUUCCGGUGAAUAAUUACAGUGGCAUUAAGCACUGGGCCUGCCAAGCAGCCUUCCCAAGGUGCCACACUGCCAUUCGGUGUUUAGUCACCACAUAACUUUUAAAAUAUUAACUAUGUAUUUAUUACAGCAUUGUUACAAUCUCAAUACUUUAUAUAUUUUCAUUAUACUGAUAGUUUAUCUACUUGGUAAUAUUAAUCAGAAAAAUUACUUUGUAAUAUUGAUCAGCAAGAUCUAAUCUAUAUUUAUAUGCAUAGCAGAAUAUGCAAAUGCAUACCUCUAGUCUACCUACCCUAGAGAUAACUUGACUGGUUACCAGAGUGUUGGUAAAAAAUAUCAAAAUUUGAACAGCCCCUGUUUUAAAAGAAUAAGAUGAUUUAUACUAUCCAUUAGAGAGAGAACAGUCCAUAAUCAACAGCCAAGCAGAAGACACAAGACCUCCACUUUGACCUCUCAUCUUCAUCAUUUACUGAAAUGGCAACACUGCUGUAGACCUUACAAAGGCUUGAAUCCUCCUGACACAUUAUCUUUUCUUCCUCCCUCACAUUAAAGUAAAUUUAUUUGUGUGUGUGAUGGGAAUCUGUCUUAAAGCAAUGGGAGCAUCACAACGUUGAUAUGUUAAAGGUUGAUAUGUUAUUAUAAGUUUGAUAUUGUUUGGGUUGUUAGGAAUUCCUUGGAGUAUAAUGUGAGGUGUUUCCAAAGUAUAGGUUUUGCAUUUGAGGUCUGAUAACAAUGAUAUUUUCUGGUGUCUUUGCAAUGGUUCACUAGACUAGAAUGGAUCUGCUGAUUCCAGGGCAUGCUGUGAGAAUGAGACAAACUUAACUUUUGCAGUGCUGUUCUGAGUUGCUGAUUGUUAUCUGAUGCAGGUGAGCAGUGACUCCAAAGUAUAAGCUGAUUCAGCAUAUAUGAGAGGAGCUGCUGUGCUGCCUGAGUGACACUCAAUGGCUGUCCAGUGUUUCAUGUUGCAAAGUUUUUUUUUUUUUUUUUUUUUUAAGUUAACUUUUGGGGACUGUGCAUUAUAAUAAUGAAUGAUAUAAAUUAGAAAAAAAAAAUAUAUGUAUUCUUAGCACCAUGAAAUAUUUAAUAUCGGGGUAAAAUGUAACAACAGAAACAAACAUUAAAAAUAGUUCAACCCCAUUUGAAAAAAAUAUACAUAAAAAAUAUCAGUAAUUGUUUACUGUGUUCAUGUCAAUACUCUUCUGUCAUAAAGUAAAUUUUAGUUUUGCAUUAAUGUUUAAACAUUUCUAGAGGACACUUUGUGCACAUUAGUUACAGAUUCAUUUUUUUUUUUACCUACUUCCUACACCACUCCCAAUUGUGUGUUAUCUAGGGAAGGUUUGUUAUUGUAUGGAACUUUCACUUUGCACAAAUAAACAUGAAUAACA
Portunus trituberculatus (swimming crab) is the source of this 2317-nucleotide messenger RNA. RefSeq names its product small integral membrane protein 14-like. Gene Ontology annotation, cellular component: endoplasmic reticulum. Lineage: Eukaryota; Metazoa; Arthropoda; Malacostraca; Decapoda; Portunidae. The record is from RefSeq and is a predicted model, not a curated record. The transcript has 6 exons. The coding region runs from base 206 to 520 and encodes 104 amino acids.